GAUAGAACAAAUAGUGUUACACACACAGAAUUUUUUAUCACCCGAGGACAGCAUGGUCCGAGCAAGAAGGGCAGUAAAAAAGCCUAGAGCAAAGAGGCAACAAGAAUGUGACAGCGAUGAUCCUGAAGCUUAUAAAGAUAAUCCAGAUAAGAAUUCGUCAACAUAUGUGGAGGAUAAAAUUGAUGAAUUCCACAAUGAAAAAAUCUCUAAUCUCUUGGCUCGAGGGGUGCAGGAAGACAGUGAUCAAGAGGAUGGAGAUAAAGCUGAGGAGGUCAUGCCCUUGACAAUUUCUGAAUCAGAGGAUGAUGAAGAAGAGGAAGGGGAAGAGGUGCAGGAAGAGGAUAAUAAAGAGGAGACAGACAUGGAGAGUGACCUGGAAGGAAAGAAAGAUGAUGAUCUUCCAAAUGACAUGGCUUGGGGAGAGAAAAAGAAGAUUUUUUAUAAUUCUGAUUAUGUCACCAAAAAGGGAAAAUCUCUUGAAGAGGUUGAGGCUGAAGACAAAGAAGAGGAAGAGGAGGCCAAAAGCAUUCAAAGAAGAUUGGCAGCCAACCUAAGCGAAGAAGAUUACGAUCUAAACCUGCUUGAGGAGUUUGCAGCAAACACUGAAGUGGAGAAGGACGUUGAAAAAGAGGAAAGGAUUGUGAAAGAUUUGAAGACCAUGUCACAGAAGGAAAAGCUUAAACUGCUGAAGAAAGAAUCACCAGAGUUGUUGGAACUUAUUCAGGACUUCAAAGGAAAGCUUACAGAAUUGAGGGAUGAAGUUCAGCCCCUUGUGGAGAUGGUCAAAGAUGGACGGAUUCCUCCUGGAAAGGGGGCAAAAUACCUUAUUACGAAACAGCAACUUUAUCUAAACUAUUGCACAAAUAUUAGUUUUUAUUUGGUUCUAAAAGCUAAGCGAAUUCCAGCACAUAACCAUCCUGUGAUUGAGAGAUUGCUGACCUACAGAAAUCUGAUAAAUGAAUUAGGAGCAGUAGAUGCUAGACUGGCUCCUCAACUGCGGCAGCUUCUCUUUGGAGAACAGCAAGACAGAACUGCAAGGAGAUCAGCCGGCAGCAAACAUACCAAAGCAUCAGAAGAGGCUAAGUUGGAAGGAGAAGAGAAGUCCGAUUCAGACGAGGAAGCGAAUCUGCGCUUCUACAACGCCAUGGCGGAGAGGCAGAAACUCAAGAGGAAAAAGAUUGAGAUGCAAAACGAGGACGGAUUGGUGGAAGAGGAACAGAUGGAGGGAGAUGCUAAAAGAAGGAUCACCUAUCAGAUGUCCAAGAACAAAGGGCUCACACCCAAGAGGAAGAAGAUUGACCGGAAUCCCAGAGUCAAACACAGAGAGAAGUUCAGACGUGCCCAGAUUCGUCGCAAGGGUCAGGUUCGGGAGGUGCGGCGCGAGGAGACGAGAUACAGUGGAGAAUGGUCUGGUAUUCGUGCUGGAGUUAAGAGGAGUGUCAAAUUCAAGUGAUCAAUCUACAGAUGAUACUCAUCCAAGCUUGAAUGUGAUAUUAAAAUGGACUUUUCUGGUGUUUCUAUUUAUACUCUCUAUCCCAGAUAUCAACAGAUGGAAAUUACAUGCUCAAAAAAUUUAUGAAAUAAAAUCUCAAGUUCAAAAUUG
Messenger RNA from Rhinichthys klamathensis goyatoka, 1603 nucleotides. RefSeq names its product UTP3 small subunit processome component (gene utp3). Gene Ontology annotation, cellular component: nucleolus; small-subunit processome. The record is from RefSeq and is a predicted model, not a curated record. NCBI's taxonomy places the organism in Eukaryota, Metazoa, Chordata, Actinopteri, Cypriniformes, Leuciscidae. Gene Ontology annotation, biological process: maturation of SSU-rRNA from tricistronic rRNA transcript (SSU-rRNA, 5.8S rRNA, LSU-rRNA). The transcript is spliced from 16 exons. The coding region runs from base 53 to 1453 and encodes 466 amino acids.